Messenger RNA from Diaporthe citri, 1665 nucleotides. RefSeq lists its product as uncharacterized. Gene Ontology annotation, cellular component: membrane. Gene Ontology annotation, biological process: carbohydrate transport; transmembrane transport. NCBI's taxonomy places the organism in Eukaryota, Fungi, Ascomycota, Sordariomycetes, Diaporthales, Diaporthaceae. The coding region runs from base 1 to 1665 and encodes 554 amino acids. Gene Ontology annotation, molecular function: carbohydrate:proton symporter activity. The transcript has a single exon. The record is from RefSeq and is a predicted model, not a curated record.
AUGGCUGGUGGUGUCAAGAAGCCCGUCAACAUCUUCCGGCUGAAGAACCUUGGGCUGCCCAAGGAGGUCUUCAACUGGCGCCUGUGGUUCUCGGUCUUUUCUUUCGGCCUCCUGGGCGCGGCGAGAGGAGUGGACGAGGGCCUCAUCAAUGGGGCGUUCAACUCCAAGGACUUCCAGGCUACGAUUCACUAUGACUCCUACGACGAGGUCGCACAGGCCAACAUCAAGGCCAAUGUCUCGGCAAUGGUCCAGAUUGGCUCUGUUGGCGGGGCUUUGUUUGCCUUCGUCAUAGCAGAUCGCAUUGGCCGUAUCUGGGCUACCCGUGUCCUCUGCAUUCUGUGGAUUGUCGGAAUAGCCCUCUUCAUGGGUCAUGGUGGAAGCUUAGGUCUUAUUUACGCUGGCCGCUUCAUAGCAGGCUUAGGGGUAGGGCAAACGCCAGUGGUAGGACCGGUCUACAUCGCAGAGAUUGCUCCUGCCGCCAUCCGAGGUCUCUGUACCUGUAUAUUCACCGGCUUCGUCUACCUGGGCAUCGUCCUCGCCUAUUUCGCCAACUACGGAUGCCAGAUCAACAUCGGCGACACCACUCACGCUCGGUGGCUCGUGCCUACCAGCGUGCACAUCAUCUUCGCCGGCCUCAGCUUCUUCCUGACGUUCCUCCAGUACGAGUCGCCUCGUUUCCUCAUCAAGCAGGGUAAGGGUGACAAGGCUCUCCAAAACAUGUCGCGGCUGCGCCACCUUCCGCCUGACCACCCUUAUGUGGCUGAGGAGAUCGCCGCCAUCACCAUGCAGCACCACGAGGAGAUGGAGGCUACCAAGGGCACGACCUUCUGGGGCAUGAUCAAGGAGCUCCUCUUCAUCCCGUCCAACCUGUACAGGUUCUACCUGGCCAUCGGCGCCCAGCUCAUGAGCCAGUGGAGCGGAGCCGGCUCGAUCACGCUCUACGCACCAGACCUGUUCGCGCUCAUGGGCAUCACGGGCACCAACGAGUCCCUGCUCGUCACGGCCGUCUUCGGAAUCGUCAAGCUCGUCGCCGCCAUCGGCUGCGCGCUCUUCCUGGUCGACGUCGUCGGCCGCAAGCGCUCGCUGCUCAUCGGCAUCACCCUGCAGGCCGUCGCCAUGAUCUACGUGGCCGGCUUCCUGACGGGCGUCCCGGAGCUCGGCCUGGUCGAGGACUACGAGCUGACCGCCAACGAGACGGGGCCCUCCAAGGGCGCCAUCUUCAUGAUCUACCUGUCCGGCUUCGGCUGGGCCCUGGGCUGGAACUCGAUGCAGUACCUGCUCACGGCCGAGCUGUUCCCGCUGCGCAUCCGCGCCCUGGCCACCUCCAUCGCCAUGACCGCCCACUUCGCCAACCAGUACGGCAACUCGCGCGCCCUGCCCAACAUGCUGCUCCCCACCUCCUCGGGCGGCAUCUCCCCCGCCGGCACGUUCUGGUGCUUCGGCGCCGUGACCGUCCUCGGCGGCGCCUGGGUCUGGUUCUUCGUCCCCGAGACCGCCGGCCGCAGCCUCGAGAGCAUGGACCGCCUCUUCGCCCUGCCCUGGUAUAAGAUCGGCCUCCACGGCAACAAGGACGCCGACGAGCUCGACGUGGUCUACGACAAGAAGGUUGAGGAGGCCGGGGCGUCUCGGGCGGACCAUGUUGAGAAGAGCGAGGAGAAGGUCUGA